AUGACCUCGAUGGCCUCGCCGGACAUACCCACGCUCAAGAUAUUGCUCAUCGGAGCAUCCAGCGUAGGCAAGUCGUCCUUGCUCCUACGAUUCACAGACGACGAGUUUUUGGGUCCGGAAGAGAGCAGCGCUACGAUUGGCGUGGAUUACAAGAUCAAGGCCAUCACUGUUUCGGGAAAGAGAUACAAGCUGAGCAUUUGGGAUACAGCGGGCCAGGAGAGGUUCAGGACGCUCACUAGCAGCUAUUACAGGGGCGCUCAUGGGGUCAUCAUCGGUGAGUGGGGGUGCUGGUUGGUGCGACAUUGCGCUCAUCAGCGCUUCAGCAGGCUGGACUAUCUGUCGCCGAGCUGAUGCAAGGAAUGCUUCGGUUCGUGUCGUGCAGCCUACGAUGUCACGCAGAGAUCCUCUUUCGACGCAUUGCCUACUUGGUUCUCGGAACUCGAGACUUUCAGCUCCAGUCCCGAAGUCGUCAAGAUCGUGGUGGGCAACAAAGUUGACAAGGUAAGUGUAGACAGUCGCGAUGGCUCGCAAUGGCUUGCUGUAUGCAGAUGCAGCGCGGGAGGAGGUUCCUGAUUUCUGUCCCAGGCCUUGAAGAGGCUGAAGAAAGACUCCCAGCUGACGUAUCUGACCUUUGCGCACCUCGACCUCUUCUUCGUGCAGGAUUUCUCGCGAGUCGUGACGACCGAAGAAGGCAAGGCGUUCGCAGACAAGAUGGGUGCGCUCUUUAUUGAGUGCAGUGCCAAACGUGGUUCAGGUGUUAGCGGAGCUUUCGAUGAGCUGGUCAACAGGGUGAGUGUCCAGUCCCGAGCGCUGCUUCUCGAACAAGCCUUGCCAAGUGUGGGUGUGGAUGACUGACGCACGAAUUUCGCAUUGAACGCGAUUGGCCCGGACCGCAGAUCGUUUCCACACCCUCACUCUGGGCUGCAGGGACGGGUCGAAGACCCGGCGAUCGUAUACCCGGAGGCGCGCCUGCUGGCAGCGCCUCGGAUACGAGGGGCAACAUCAGUCUGUCAGACCCUGGAGGAGUCGUGGGUUAUGGUCUCGGUGUGGCGCGAGACAGGUGCAGUUGCUAG
Ceraceosorus bombacis is the source of this 1073-nucleotide messenger RNA. NCBI's taxonomy places the organism in Eukaryota, Fungi, Basidiomycota, Exobasidiomycetes, Ceraceosorales, Ceraceosoraceae. The record is from the annotation of a GenBank genome assembly.